CGCACUAUUCCGUUAUUCGCGGUGAUUUCGUGAUGGCUGAAGCGCCUGCGACCUCUAACGGCGUAAUAAGAGACUCGGCUGUGCUAGCUGCAGAUAAGCAGGGAUGGUUAUCAAAGCGAACACAGUUUACCCAUCGCUGGAAGCCUGUCUGGUUUGUGUUGAAAGAAACACAGCUUUUGUAUGGGGAGAAUGAAAAGGAAGCACAAAAGAAAAUCAACCUUUUAGGUGCCCAUGUUAAAGAAGUAGACGGCAAUGAGAUGACAUUCACUUGGACAAUUACUCCAAAGGGGGGCAAGAGGACAUUCUUCCUGAAAGCAAACAGUGAAUCCGAGCAGCGUGAAUGGAUACAGGCCAUCUGUGACGCUUUGGUGAAGUCUUCCGCGGGACACGCCUCCUCAACUUGCACUGUGCAGUAG
This is a messenger RNA of Polyodon spathula (Mississippi paddlefish), 416 nucleotides long. RefSeq names its product pleckstrin homology-like domain-containing protein. Gene Ontology annotation, biological process: endosome organization; receptor recycling; retrograde transport, endosome to Golgi. Gene Ontology annotation, cellular component: trans-Golgi network; recycling endosome; early endosome. The record is from RefSeq and is a predicted model, not a curated record. The transcript has 2 exons. The coding region runs from base 33 to 416 and encodes 127 amino acids. NCBI's taxonomy places the organism in Eukaryota, Metazoa, Chordata, Actinopteri, Acipenseriformes, Polyodontidae.